Brassica napus (rape) is the source of this 2433-nucleotide messenger RNA. RefSeq names its product protein NRT1/ PTR FAMILY 8.3-like. Gene Ontology annotation, biological process: oligopeptide transport; transmembrane transport. Gene Ontology annotation, cellular component: plant-type vacuole membrane. Bases 632 to 2368 code for a protein of 578 amino acids. The transcript has 5 exons. The record is from RefSeq and is a predicted model, not a curated record. Gene Ontology annotation, molecular function: transmembrane transporter activity. NCBI's taxonomy places the organism in Eukaryota, Viridiplantae, Streptophyta, Magnoliopsida, Brassicales, Brassicaceae.
AACAAAUAAUACUUAAUUUUAUAUUUAAAACUAAAAAUAUUAAUUAUAGUUUAAUUACUAAAAAAAUCUACAUAAACUUUACAUAUUGAUAACAUAUUUAUUUAAAUAUUAAUUAAUACAACAUAUUAAAACACCUUAAUAUUAUGGUAAAUUACUUCCGGAUCUCCAUAAUGAUGGUUAGAUAAUGUAUACUUUGUUUUAUUAUUUUUGUUUAAUGUUUUUUUUGUAACAAACUGUUUAAAUUAAAUAAUAUUGCACUUUUAUGAAAAAAAUCCAAAAGAUAUAAUGAAUGGGUCAAUUUUUAAUAUUUAUAAGUUAAAAUGUGUUAAUUGUAAAAUUUUAAAAGAAUCUAUUAAGAAUAUUCCUUUUUAGAUGAGAAAAUAGAGAAAUACUUUGGAGAGAAACUCAUAUCUAUUAUAGAGUUUUUCAAUUAUAGAGGAAAAAAUAGAGAAAUACAUUGGAGAUGUAUAGAAUUGGGUUUGUAUAGAAGUAAGCACGUGGCUUGCAUGCCAUCAUCAAGUUCUGUAACGGACCCUUUAUAACUUGGGACUUGACCAAUUGUCUAACAUAGAGAAUUUUGAAAAUGCUAGAAGCGUGAGUGAUUGAUAACAGGAAUUUCUCUGACGAAGCUAUGGGUUCCGUUGCAGAAGAGCAGUCCCUCAUCGAACAAGUGUUAAUACAGGAGGAACUGAAACUAUAUGCUGAAGAUGGUUCAGUCGACAUCAAAGGAAACCCACCAUUAAAAGACAGAACCGGAAACUGGAAAGCUUGUCCGUUUAUUCUAGGGAAUGAAUGUUGUGAGCGGUUGGCUUACUACGGCAUUGCUAUCAAUCUCAUUACUUACCUAACCACUAAGUUGCACCAAGGAAACGUUUCCGCUGCUAGAAACGUCACAACAUGGCAAGGGACUUGUUAUAUCACUCCUCUCAUUGGAGCCGUCUUAGCCGAUGCUUAUUUGGGUCGAUACUGGACCAUUGCUUGCUUCUCCUCCAUUUAUUUCCUCGGAAUGUCUGCUCUGACUCUCUCUGCUACGGUUCCAUAUCUGAAACCCGCUGACUGCGUUGGAGACUCCUGCCCAUCACCGACCACAGCUCAGAACAUAACAUUCUUUCUCGGGCUUUACCUUAUAGCUCUUGCCACCGGGGGAAUCAAACCGUGCGUUGCAACCUUUGGUGCAGACCAGUUUGACGACAGCGACUCGAGUGAACGAGUGAGAAAGUCUUCUUUUUUCAACUGGUUUUACUUCUGUAUCAAUAUCGGGUCGUUUGGAUCGUCUGGUCUAGUGUUGGUUCAAGAGAAUAUCGGUUGGGGGUUAGGUUUCGGGAUACCUACUAUCUUCAUGGGAUUAGCUAUCAUCUGUUUCUUCUUUGGCACGCCACUUUAUAGGUUUCAGAAACCUAGAGGUAGUCCCAUCACACGGAUUUGUCAAGUUCUUGUCGCUUCGUUUCGUAAGAUAUAUCUCGAAGUCCCUGAAGACACAACACUCUUAUAUGAAACUGAAACACAAAACCUGAGUUACGCGGUGGUCCAAAGUAGGAUACUCGAGCACACAGAUGAUUACAAGUACCUUGACAAAGCUGCUGUUAUAUCAGCACAAGAAGCGAACUCUGGAGAUAUUUUAAGUCCUUGGAGUCUAUGCACUGUUACCCAGGUCGAAGAACUCAAGAUUCUUAUACGAAUGUUUCCAAUAUGGGCUUCAGGUAUCCUCUUCUCAUCUCUCCACGCUCAAGUCUCCACAAUGUUUGUCCAACAAGGAAGAGCCAUGAACUGCAACAUCGGCUCUUUCAAGAUCCCCCCAGCGACCCUCGGGGUCUUCGACUGCAUCACCGUCCUAGUUUGGGUUCCACUCUACAACCGUUUCAACGUCCCGCUCGCCAAACUUAUUACAAGGAACGACAAUGGGUUCACCGUGCUUCAACGAAUAGGAAUAGGUCUUGUCAUUUCGGUCUUCUCUAUUGUAUCAGCAGCCAUCGUUGAGAAGGUGCGGCUUGGGGUGGUGGAAACAGGAACAGCUGUUUCUUUAACUGUGUUGUGGCAGGUUCCUCAGAUUUUCAUACUCGGUGCAGCCGAGGUUUUCUACUGUAUAGGACAGCUUGAGUUUUUCUAUGGUCAAUCACCAGAGUCGAUGAGGAGUCUGUGUUGUGCAUUGGGACUGUUGACUUAUGCGUUUGGGAGUUACUUGAGCUCGUUGCUGCUCACGGUGGUGACGUAUCUCACGACCCUGGACGGUGGAGAUGGGUGGAUUACGGAUGAUCUCAAUGAAGGACAUCUUGAUUAUUUCUUCUGGUUAUUGGCCGGUUUAAGCAUUUUGAAUGCGGUGGUUUACGUUUUCUCUGCUGUUAAUUACAAACAGAAGAAGACGUUAUAAACUUUUACUUUUUAUUCACGUUUUUGUUGUUGUUGUCUAAUCAGAAUAUAAAAUUAUCAAACUUA